This is a messenger RNA of Fusarium pseudograminearum CS3096, 2055 nucleotides long. RefSeq lists its product as uncharacterized. The record is from RefSeq and is a predicted model, not a curated record. Bases 1 to 2055 code for a protein of 684 amino acids. Lineage: Eukaryota; Fungi; Ascomycota; Sordariomycetes; Hypocreales; Nectriaceae. The transcript is spliced from 6 exons.
AUGGCUGAAGAACGCUGCUCUGACUAUCGGCUGUCCGCAGCAUCCCUCCAGAGUUAUCUUCGAAAGACAUUCAAUGACGACACCAUUGCAGUCGAGUCUACUAGUGGACACUAUGUCUUCAACCUCUCUGAGGGGUGUACUUUGACAGAGAUUGCAACAGUCUUAUACGAACUUGAUUCACCAGCCAAUAUGAGUAUCCACAAUUACCCCAUUUUUGACAUGAUAAAGUCAGGUCAGAGGUCUUUGCCAAAGGACAUUGCAGAGGCCGAGCCUUCGGAACGUGCUUACAUGGCUCUCAGAGCCAGUUGCGAUCGUCAGGGCAAUUACCCUUGUAAUCUUAUGCAGCGAAAGCAACUGAAAAGUACUACAGAGCGCUAUCGGCGGCAACUCAAUGACGAAGGCGACAAGCUUUUCAACCAUGACUUUGAGGAAAUUCAUUUCCAUGAAUUGCAAGACAAGGGCACAGGUGAUCACAGACGUCCAUUCUGUCAUGAAUAUGUUGUAUUAACACUCUUAGACUACGGGACAUCCGUCAUUCGAAAUACCCCGUCCGUCCAGAAACAUCUCCAUCAAGAUGGUCGUGAUCCCAUCUCUCGUUUUGUCUUCAUCCAAGCCGAACAUUCCCGCGCUCCAUUAAACUGCUCUCGCGAUAGCUUCUCACACAUCCUGUCAUACCACCAAGUGCCUCCAACCUUCAUCGACUUUGUGUCUGCCUUUGGUCUCACACAUUACCCGACCGAUUACCAUAUGACAGGCUUCGACUCUGAUGAUACUCUUGCAGUCAAAGACCCUUCGAAGCUACUCACGAUACCCACCAUUGGCCGUUCAGGGCGCGAGCACCGUAUGCAAUAUCUCUUGCGGUCUGCUGAGCGGGACUAUGCCUCUGACGGGUCUCGCAAGUGGAAUAUCCGACAGACCGCUGUAUACCAUACCUUUGACUUGAUCGAAGGUAAAGCCUUGUGGAUCAAUAUGAAGGCCAACAGUCUAUUGGAGGAUAGAAUCAAAGAAGCAACAGCCGACUCUGCGAUAAUGAAUUCCGCUGCGAUGGGUGACCUGGCUGAGUCCUUUUCUUCAACCCUCACUAUUCACCUCAUUUUUCUCGAGUGGUGCGACCAGGAUUGGAGAACGUGUAUUAAUGAUUGCGAGACUAAGAUUAGGAGCAUAUUGGCCAAGGCUCAAACAUCGCGAGUCGAUCAGCCUGCCGAGUUCAACGCUUCUGCAAAGCGUGCUUUGGUAAUGAACCAAGCCAAAACAACCGGCCUCAGUAAUUACGAGAAAAGGUCCUUUUCGCGCCCUUCAAUCUGGCAGUGGACGAAGCGAAUCUUUCCCAAAUCUCCAAGUGGCCACGGUCAUCAGGAUUUUAAUGAGAAAGAGCGGUUCCGGUCCGCUGGAGAAGUUGGGCAUACGCAAGGAACGCAGAUCAACAACCUUAACAAUCUUGAUACCUUUUCGUUCGACAGUAUCCAGCAGCUUCACUACUUAGAGGAGCAAUUAGGAAGCUAUCACUUGGUGAUGGAGCUCAACCGUCAAGCUAUGCACGACAUCGCAGAGCGGUAUCGAAACUUGCUAUCUCAUCGCGGUUGCCCGGAAUAUCUCCAAAUACAUUGCCUUGCCGAUGUCGAAGCUUUCAUUCAGAGAAUUGAACGCAUUGAAAAGAAUCUUGACAUUCGCAUGGCUCAACUUGACCGCAUACUUCAAUAUCGGAAUGUCCAGAUCGGCCGUAUCUUUACGGAAAGCUCGUUUGGUCAAUCGGAGAAAAUGGAGCGCAUUGCAUACAAGACGGAGAAAGAAACUAUCUCUAUGCAUGUCAUCACCUGCGUGACGCUGGCAUUCCUUCCCGCAAUGUUUGUCGCUACUUUCUUCCAAAGUGGACUGGUGGAAAUAAACCAGAAGGCGACGGGCGUAGAUAAUGCCGUGAUAUUUCACGGAAGUGCCUUCGGGAUCUUCUCUGCGAUAUGUUUUCCCCUCAUGGCAUUUACAUUUUUCUUAUGGAUCAUUGUAUUCAACUAUAUGGCCCGUAGAGCACGAAGACGAAUCACGAUGGAAAGUGUUUGA